CUGCAGUUGAUAGUUAUUUGCUAUUUCAUGAAAUGAUAAACCAUGGAUCCUGAAGGCAACAAGUUCGGAAGAGGGCCACGGGAAUUGACUGGUGCUGUUGAUCUCAUUAGUCAUUACAAAUUGCUGGCCCACCAUGAUUUUUUCUGCAAGAGAUCACUUCCUUUGUCAAUUUCAGAUGCACAUUAUCUUCACAAUGUGGUUGGAGAUACAGAAAUCAGAAAAGGGGAGGGGAUGCAAUUGGAUCAGCUUAUUCAGAACACAUCGUAUACCAGAGAUACUAAUGCCCGAAUUCAGCCUUUUGACCUAGAUGUCCUUAGAGAGGCUUUCCAACUGCGGGAAAGUACCCCUGUUGAACUGCCUCCUGGAGAAAAAGGGACUCCUACUAUUGCAGCAAAAUCAAAGAGUGAUUCCAAAGAUAAGGAAAGGAAGCAUAAAAAACACAAAGAGAGAGACAAGGAGAAGGAUAAAGAGCAUAAGAAGCACAAGCACCGCCAUAAAGAUCGAAGUAAAGAUAAAGACAAGGACAAAAAGGACAGGAGCGGGCAUCAUGAUUCUGGUGGUGAUCACUCAAAGAAACAUCAUGAAAAGAAAAGGAAGCAUGAUGGAGACGAAGAUCUAAAUGAUGUUCACAGACACAAAAAAAGUAAGCAUAAAAGCUCAAAACUCGAUGAGAUGGGUGCAAUCAAGGUAGCAGGUUGAAACCAACGUUUUCUGUACUUAUUUGCUGUCUCAGAUGAUUUUCGUGGGAAAUUUGGAAGGAUCAUUAACUUCGUCUUCUCAAGAUUAUAUUAGGUAAGCACCAUGUCUUGCCAGUUUAUUUCUUCAAUUAUUCAUUUCUUAUGUACUCAUCCUUUAUUCUUCUCCAUUUUGGAUGGUUGAAAGGAUUUAUAAUUGUCCUCUAAGGGAUAGGACUGUUCAUUUGUCAUUUGUUCAAGUAAAUUCUGAACUGAGGGCAAGGGAAAUUCAACCUAAAAUGCAUCUCUCCCUUUGGCUUCAAUUGAAUUCAUUCUCCGCUUGCGUAAGGGACCUUUUAUUGGAUUCCCUACCAUGGAAAAUGGAUCCCUUCCAUGUGAUAAUAAAUAACACUAUUGAGAGAUGAAAAAAAAAUUUGAAAGAUAAUGCAUAUGUGCUGCAACAAGUGAUUAAUCACCAGUUAGUAUUCCGAGAGGUCAUUAUCUUGGUUUUGAUAUUUACAAGCAUUACUUUAAUAAGUUUAUCAAUAGAUUUACAAGUGUAACCACCUUUUAUUAUGGUGUCCGAUGGCAUAUAGUUUAUGGUGCAUGGUCUAUGGUUUUUUGGGGAUUGAUUGGAUUAUUGCAGGGUUUGUGAAGGGAGAAAUUUGGACUUGAGAUGGUUUAUAUGUAAAA
This is a messenger RNA of Carica papaya (papaya), 1367 nucleotides long. NCBI's taxonomy places the organism in Eukaryota, Viridiplantae, Streptophyta, Magnoliopsida, Brassicales, Caricaceae. The record is from RefSeq and is a predicted model, not a curated record.